GCUCGUGGGCUCGGACGAGUACGGAGCGCCUGCAGGGACAGCCUGGUACGCGGCCCCCGCCCCUUCGUGCGCGCGCUGGGCCUAGCUGCCGCUCAGGGUCGGGGCUGACCCGUCACUUUCGGGAACCUCAGUCCCAGCAGCUUCUCUCCCUCAGCCGGCCCGCUCCUGGAGAGAGACAGAAACCCUUUUCUGUCGCGUCCUCUCCUUGCGAGCCGCAGGGGGACCGAGCGGAGGCUAUUGGAGCCGCAGCCCCAGACCAGGGCGCUUGACCCUCUCUCGGAACGGGGCGGGGAAGGGGCGCGAGUGACCUCGGGGAGGGAAGGGCACUGGCAGGAAAGGACGCAACUGCAGAUCGGUAGCCGGAGGCCGCCACGGGCCAAAGGAAUAACUGGGAAGGUGGAUGCGAGGCCAACGAAUCCUACCUUGAAACUCUGCUCGCCUGCUGGCUCUGCCACUCCAGCAUCUGAAAGGAGAUAAAGGCUCACUGAUGGCUCAGUUGGGAGCAGUUGUGGCUGUGGCUUCCAGUUUCUUUUGUGCAUCUCUCUUCUCAGCUGUGCACAAGAUAGAAGAGGGACAUAUUGGGGUAUAUUACAGAGGCGGUGCCCUGCUGACUUCGACCAGCGGCCCUGGUUUCCAUCUCAUGCUCCCUUUCAUCACAUCAUAUAAGUCUGUGCAGACCACACUCCAGACAGAUGAGGUGAAGAAUGUACCUUGUGGGACUAGUGGUGGUGUGAUGAUCUACUUUGACAGAAUUGAAGUGGUGAACUUCCUGGUCCCGAACGCAGUGUAUGAUAUAGUGAAGAACUAUACUGCUGACUAUGACAAGGCCCUCAUCUUCAACAAGAUCCACCACGAACUGAACCAGUUCUGCAGUGUGCACACGCUUCAAGAGGUCUACAUUGAGCUGUUUGAUCAGAUUGAUGAAAAUCUCAAACUGGCUUUGCAACAGGACCUGACCUCCAUGGCCCCUGGGCUGGUCAUUCAAGCUGUGCGGGUAACAAAGCCCAACAUACCAGAGGCAAUCCGCAGAAACUACGAGUUGAUGGAAAGUGAGAAGACAAAGCUUCUCAUUGCCGCCCAGAAACAGAAGGUGGUGGAAAAGGAAGCAGAGACAGAGCGGAAGAAGGCGCUCAUUGAGGCAGAAAAAGUGGCCCAGGUGGCUGAGAUCACCUACGGGCAGAAGGUGAUGGAGAAGGAGACUGAGAAGAAGAUUUCAGAAAUUGAAGAUGCUGCAUUUCUGGCCCGGGAGAAGGCAAAGGCAGAUGCUGAGUGCUACACUGCUAUGAAAAUAGCCGAAGCCAAUAAGCUGAAGCUAACCCCUGAAUAUCUGCAGCUGAUGAAGUACAAGGCCAUUGCUUCCAACAGCAAGAUUUACUUUGGCAAAGACAUUCCUAACAUGUUCAUGGACUCUGCGGGCAGUGUGAGCAAGCAGUUUGAGGGGCUAGCUGACAAGCUAAGCUUUGGCUUAGAAGAUGAACCCUUGGAGACGGCCACUAAGGAGAAUUGAAAAAAACUUGAUAUGACUGCAAAUGAUACUUAAGCAGAUCUUUAUUUUUUAAGAUGAAUCAGAAUGUUCCUCCCUCCCCGACUACCUUCUCUGACUGUCUUCCAGUUACUGUGGUGAAAAAGAAGAAAUGAACUUAAAUCCACUCCCUUUCUAGGGAAAGGAGGGUGGGGACUGAUGAUGGGGGGUUUUAUUUCAGGUAAGCAGUUUAUAUGACUUCCAAUAAGAUUUGUAAAUCAUGGGCUUGACCUUUGACCUCUAGACACUAAUUUUAUCCUUUGAGGCUGGCUUAAUUAGGGAUGCUGUCAUUAAGGAGAGGGAGAAAUGUAGAGUGUUACCUCCAACUCAUUUGAUUUCCCUUACUUGGGAAAAUGCAGUCCAGUGUUCUCACCUCUGCCUCCAAGGUAGGAGAUGUCUGUGGGUGAGGCUCAGCAACUGAGCAAAUAUGUGCCUGUGAGUUUGCCAGUAGAGCUGUGAAGAAACAGCUGCAGAGAACAUUUGACCUUCCUGGCAUUCUUGUCUGCAUGUGUGUGAGUUAUUUUAGAGGUGUGCUUUCUUGAGCCCUCAUAAGGAAGUACUGGUGCUAGGUUUUGCAAGAUUUUGUAUACACUUUGCUCCUUGCCCUAGGGCUCAGAGUGGUGGUUUCUGACUACAUUUCUAGAGUCAGAGCUUGAUCACCACAACUCAAUUAUUUCGGCAUCUUUUCACCUAUGCUGUGAUUUGUUUUUUUUUUUUCUUCUCAAAAAUUCUGUUCAUUGGUUCCACUCAGCAUCAAGAAGACAGGGACAAACAACUCAAGUGUCUUAACAGCUGCUGGAGUGGGAUCCUUGUUAUCUCUUAGCCACUGCAGGACCUGCCUGACAGGUUAUGUGUGCACCUCGAGAUGAAGUGUCUUUCUAUUAUUGUAGAGAUUCUGUAGUGAAGAGGUCUGACACCAUGUGUGGAGGAGGAGGAACGAUCAGUCAAGAGAUGUCCUGGUCUUAAUGCCUGUGGCUUGUGCUGGGAGUGGGUCUGACUUAGUGAUAAAAGGACUCUAUUCACUAAGUAGCCUGUGUUUUUAAAUCCAGGGCUGCAGGCAGCAACGCAAGUCAGGCUGAACAUUCAGUCUCCAGAGACAGCUGUGUGGAGCAAAUCAGAGUUCAUGCCCAAGUCCCCAGGUUGGAAUGGCUGUGCCAAAAUCCAUUCAAAGGGUUUUCUUUUUCAUUACUAGGUCAGAACAUUUUGAGUCACCUUGGGAGAUUCAGGAUGGGGAGAGCAAAUUUGAACAAAAGGUUUUUCUUAUAUCCUGAGAUUGAGGGGUAGGGGGUGUCCAACCUGUAUAGCCCAUGGGUUGUGUCUAGAAUUAAGUGGAGGGCAGCUAUCUGGAGUUAACUUGCAAGCAUAUUGGUGCCCUCCAUGACCACCUCUGGCUUAGGACUUGGCCCUGUUAUGAGCUGACCCCCACCCCCCACCCCCCACCCCCCCCCCCCGCCAACUCCUAUACCCAUCUUCCCUAGGUGAAUCUGUGAAUGGUCCUUUCUGGCAGCAAUCCCUGCCUUCUUUUUGGGCCCAUGCCCAGACUUCUGGUUUAAGGAAUGGUCCCAGAGCUUGGGCCAGCUUGCUCAGAAGUUUUGGGAGCAUUGAGCCUGCCUAGAAAGAUACAGUGUUAGCUCCCCUUACUUCAAAGUUGCCCUUCUCUGUUCUGACUCCUGGGACUUCUGGUCCUGGGCACACUUUUUGCAGGCAACAAAAUGUGCCUGGGAGUGAUGGAUUUUAAUGUGCUCCAGAGUCCUUUCAGAAGGUGGUCAUUUCCCUUGGCCGGGCGCGGUGGCUCACACCUGUAAUCCCAGCACUUUGGGAGGCCAAGGCAGGCGGAUCACCUGAGGUUAGGAGUUCGAGACCACCCUGGCCAACAUGCGAAACCCCAUCUCUACGAAAAAUAGAAAUAUUAGCCGGGCAUGGUGUCAGGCACCUGUAAUCCCAGCUACUUGGGAGGCUGAGGCAGGAGAAUUGCUUGAACUCGGGAGGCAGAGGUUGCAGUGAGCCAAGAUCAUGCCAUCCCACUCUAGCUUGGGCAAUAGAGCAAGGCUCCGUCUCAAGAAAAGAAGGUCAUUUCCCAAGACUAGCAUAGGGAGUAUCCAUUUAAAAUACAUUCAUCUUCCUCCCAUUUCCGUGCUAUUAAUCACUUGUUAGAGCAACAUGACAUGCCCAGCAUCCCACUUCCCGAAAAUGUCUACUCCUUCUACUCUGAGCUCUUGUUGCCUAGACCUCAGAAAACACCAAUUCACCACAGUAGAACCGGGAGCAGGGAUAGCUCAGCUUCUCUGAAUAGCACACUUUGCUCAGGUCUUAACUUGAGGGCCUCUCCGGUACUAACAUCCUGCGAUAGCUUGUCCCAUGAGCACAGAAGAGCCUCAGUAGAGUCAAGUCCUGCUGCAGCUGCCCCACCCCAAGUUUCUAUCAUUUCCUCUUUAAACAAAAAAUAUGUUAUCCUACACAUUAGUGUCAAUCCAAUGGUUGUCUCUUAUCUGUCUAAAUAGCAAAAUCAUGAAAAUCAGCUGUUUUAUUUGCAUAGGACAACUAACCUGUCUGUGUAACUUUGUUUUUAUUUUAACUCUUACUAGAAAAUCUAAUCUUAAAACAUUUGAAUUCUAAACAUGUAAAAUGUGACAGCCUGCAAUUUUGUAGACAGUGAAGUAAUGGCUGCUAUUUAUAAAUGGAACAUCUAUCAAAAUAAGUAACUGUUUAUAAAAUUCAGUUUUUGUAGGGUUUUCCAAGGAAAAAUCACCUUGGUUGAAUGUUUCUCACUCAUUAAACUUUGCAGAAGUGAUUCAUAUUCAGUACUGUUUUUAAUCACUUUUUAAAAUAUAAGGACCGAAUGCAAGGAAACCAAAGUUUAUUAAUAAUUUUUAUAUAACUAAAAUAAAAUAGAUGUGGAGGGAUCUGUGAUCAUAUAAAAAGGGAGGGUUACUGAAAGAAUUUUAGCAAUAUAUUGAUUCAGGAAAAGGAGCUGUUUUAUAAAUGAUCAUUCACUGUUCCUAUGGUUCUAUGUAUCUUUCAAACCGAUACCUUUACUAUUUAAAGAGCGUAAAUAGUGAAAGUAAGAUGGUCAUACUUACUGACUUUAUCUAUUUAAGUUUGAUGGAGAUAAACUAUAUCUUGGCUAGUGGCUACUGUGUCUGUGAAUGUAACCAGUACUUCUUUAAGCUCUAUUCAGUAGGGUUCCAGCCACUGCUUUUUUGUUGUUUCUAGCCACUGUUUUUUUUUUCUUGUUUCCUUAUAAAACAGGUAAUAACCAAUCAUUUUGUGUUUGUAUUUCCAUUCCUUUUUAUUUCUGCCUUUGUGUAGACUGAUGAUUAAGUAGGCAAACUACUUCUACUUUCAAAGAGCCCCAAGGGCUUAAUGACCCCAUUUGUAACUGAGAAAUGAUUCUUGUUUUAGUAAUCAUUCUAUAAAUGAUACUGCUGGAUUGAUUGCCGUGGGUUGAUAGCUGGAGGAAUUGUUUUGGACAAUACUAACAUGUGAAUUUAUGUCUUAGUUUUAUUUGCAGUCUUGCUAAGUAAAAUGAGUCUUUGUAUCUACUUUUUUAUUAAAGUGAAAUUUAGCAAUAGUUAAUAUUAGGUGACAUAAAUAAAACAUCCCAGACUAGUGAGUUAAGUACAAGAUCUCUCUAAAAAUAAACAGAUGAAAAUCUAUCCCCAUUAUCGAUACAGAAUUUGUGAACGUGGCAUAAUUCUUGGUAGGUGCUAUAGAGAUUUAUCAUUUUAAACAGUUCACACACCACUGCAAUUCUGCUCCAAAGGACAAAGAUAUUUUCAAGUGAACCAAAAUUCAUUUUGAUAUCAGUUCAGUGGACGAACUCCCAGUCUUUACUCUGGAAAGCUGCCCAGCUUAGGGUUGCCAGAUAAAACAUAAGAUACCUAGUUAAAUAUGAAUUUCAACAAUGUACAAUUUUUAGUCUAAGUACUAUGUGUCCUAAACACUGCAUGAGACAUACUCAUACCAAAGUAUUUGUUGCUUAUGUGUAAUUCAUAUUUAACUGGGUAUCCUGUAUUUUUACUUGUUAAGUCCGGCAACCCUAGCCCAGGCUUUCUCAGGUUUUUUUUAACAGGGAUCCCAAGCUUUUUCUAUUGGUUUGAGAGCCUGCUACACAAAUAAUAUGAUCUUAACAAUUGAAUAGUUAUGUUAAGAGUGUAGUUACUGCAGUUAGACUGCCAAAGUUCAAAUCACUGCUCUACUACUUCUUAGGUGUGUGGUCUUGAAUAAGUUUUUUGACCUCUCUAAGCCUCAGUUUCUUCAUUAAUAAAAUGAGUUGCAUGGCUUAUAUGAAA
This is a messenger RNA of Homo sapiens (human), 5814 nucleotides long. It is a transcript of the gene ERLIN2, whose product is annotated as ER lipid raft associated 2. NCBI's taxonomy places the organism in Eukaryota, Metazoa, Chordata, Mammalia, Primates, Hominidae. Gene Ontology annotation, molecular function: ubiquitin protein ligase binding. Gene Ontology annotation, cellular component: endoplasmic reticulum membrane; endoplasmic reticulum; protein-containing complex. The coding region runs from base 488 to 1507 and encodes 339 amino acids. Gene Ontology annotation, biological process: negative regulation of cholesterol biosynthetic process; negative regulation of fatty acid biosynthetic process; SREBP signaling pathway. The transcript has 13 exons. The record is from RefSeq and is a predicted model, not a curated record.